This is a messenger RNA of Stomoxys calcitrans (stable fly), 1334 nucleotides long. RefSeq lists its product as uncharacterized. The transcript is spliced from 5 exons. Gene Ontology annotation, cellular component: cytosol; nucleus. The coding region runs from base 158 to 1270 and encodes 370 amino acids. Gene Ontology annotation, molecular function: mRNA 5'-diphosphatase activity. Lineage: Eukaryota; Metazoa; Arthropoda; Insecta; Diptera; Muscidae. The record is from RefSeq and is a predicted model, not a curated record. Gene Ontology annotation, biological process: nuclear-transcribed mRNA catabolic process; NAD-cap decapping.
GGAUGAAGGUUAUAAAAAUGGUACAUCUAUAACUACCGUUAGAGAAUAAGGCAUUGUAACAGCAGACAAAUAGUGUAAAGUGCCCUUAAGAUGACGCAUUGCCUAUAUUUAUGAUAAUCGAUUAAAAGCCUCAGGACUCCGUCCAAGCAAUCAAACAAUGUCGACCUCGACCACGAAAUCGCAUUCGAAUUCUAUAUAUCUACUAACCGUGAAAGUUUUUACAAGAUUUGAAAACAAGAGAAAUUAUUUUGAACGUCCCCGUUUGGUUGGCAUCUACAACAUUGACCAUAUAAAAUUCAAUCCGGCCCAUAGGAUAAAGAACCACUUUAAAGAACCAGAGCCAUCGUCGUAUCCAUUGGACUUGAAUGCCAGCGAGGAUUUGUUUGGUUUUCUAAAGUAUGAAACACAAACUAACCUUUUUCACCCUCUUCUGCAUGCAGUAUUCAGUGGAACGUCAAUGUUGGCCCUUGAGGAAGAGAGGGCGCCAACAACACCGGAUGAUAUAGAACGUACAAAUGUGUACACUCGCCGUGGUAUUCUGGAACGAAUUAUGGAAUUUUGUUAUACAAAAUAUAGUUUUACGGUUUGUGUCUCUCGCUGCAAUGGAAAAUUGUUCAUGGUACAACAAGCGCCGAAGAAGAAUGUUUACAAUGACAACCAAUCGGUGCACCACAUGCGUUUAUCUCAGCUGGUAUUUGGAGAUCCUACUGGUAAAACUUCAAAUGGCAAAGGCUCAAUGAUCUAUGAUGACAACGUAUUCCAGGUCUUAGUUCAUAAGACGUCAUUGGGAAAAUUUGAUAUUUAUUACGUUGGUAGAACACAAGGAAUCAUACCAGACAAAGCCGAGCAAAAAAUAAAUGACUUAGAAACUCUGAAUGGACAACGUUUUGUUGCUGUAAAACAAAUGCUGAGCGAACUUAGAAAUGACGAUUUGAAACUUCUUAAAUAUUGGCUUCAAGGAUAUUUAUCCAAUAUCAAGGAAAUCUACAUAGCUUACAAAGAUAGCGAUGGCAUUGUCAGGGAGCCGCUUGAAUAUCAAAAAUUAUCUGAUAUACCAAAGAAAUGCUCGUGGAAACCUAAUGUUUGUACAUCAUUCUUGUUGGAAUUUUUAAAUAGAGUCGAAAACCUGAUGAGCGAUGUUGACUCUUUGGACACUGUUUAUAGAUUCACUUUUAAUGCCAAAUAUAAAACUGUUUAUUAUCAAAUUCAUGAGGGAAAAUCUGACUAUUCGUUUAUUCCUCAUGAGUACGGCGAAUUUAUACAAGAAUGAAUAACUCAAGCUCAGCAGUUUUUUUUAUACGAAUAAAAUUUGUAUGAAAUUCGAUGUAUUUUUA